AUGGGGUUGCCAUUGACAAAGUAUGCUUUGACUCAAUUAUCCGAUGAUUUGAUUAUCAUUAACUUUGCCAAAAACCACAGUGGCGGGCCAGCUGGCUUAGUAUAUGGCUAUAUUGCGGUUUGGUUAGGAUUCACCAGUAUCUUCAUCGCACUGGGAGAGUUGACAAGCAUGAUCCCUUCGGCCGGUGGGCAGUAUCAUUGGACCAGUAUGCUUGCUCCAAAGUCUUCAACGCGCUUUUUUAGCCAUGUCACUGGGUCCAUUUGCAUAAUCGCAUGGACGGCAGCUUCAACUAGCACGGUAUACACAGCUGCAAGCAUUUUUCAGAGCACUGUCGCAUUAAAUCAUCCUAAUUAUGACCCCAAAGGGUGGCAUGUAACGCUGAUAAUGUGGGGAAUUCUGCUAUUAUGCUCGUUGUUUAGCAUGUGGCUUGGAAUGAUUCUCCCUAUACUCGAAGUACUGAUCGGCAUCACACAUGUUCUUGGAUUUUUCGCAUUUCUCAUCCCGGUUAUCUAUCUUGGCCCACGCGCAGAUGCAAGAUCGGUAUUUGUUCAAACCUAUAAUUUUGGUGGAUGGCCUGAUGUCACAUUAGCAACAUUUGUUGGUCUAAAAGGAACUAUAGCCAUGUUUCUAGGUACUGAUGGUGUGGUACAUAUGGCUGAAGAGGUAGCAAAUAGUAGUCUCGUGGUACCACAGUCUAUGCUAUUUGCCAUUGUCAUCAACGGAAUCCUCGGGUUCGCCAUGUUGAUUGCUUUCCUAUUCACUGCUGGAGAUCUUUCCGCGAUUGUAAAGUCACAAGCUACUUACCCCUUCAUGCAAAUAUUGGAGAACUCUACCAGGAGCAAGGGAGCUGCUGUUAUUCUGUCCUCUAUGAUGGCUGUGAUGUCAGUAUUUUGUGGAUUGGGUGGAAUCUCGUCUGGAAGUCGCAUGUUGUGGGCAUUUGCGCGCGAACGAGCUAUUCCAGGCUGGCAAUGGAUACACAAGCUCGAUCAACGAACAGCGGUACCAUUUCAUAGUACUGCUAUCAUCAUAACCGCAGCAGGUCUGAUUGGCCUCAUCAAUAUUGGCUCUUCAGAGGUAUUGAACAUAGUUUUGUCUUUGACUAUGGAGGCCUUUUUCUUUUCAUAUAUUAUCCCGCUCUCGUUUCUUUUGUAUCGAAGAUUGAAAGGAGACAUAAGUGAGCCAGGGCACGGGUCGAAAAAUGGCCUCAUUUGGGGUCCUUUCCGACUCAAGGGUCUUUUUGGGAUACUUAACAAUAUCUUUGCCCUUGUAUUUGCUAGCGUUGCCGCAUUAUUUGGAUUCUGGCCUUCACAAAACCACCCACAUCUCUCGAAUAUGAAUUGGAGUUCAGCCAUAUUUGGUGGAACAUUAAUUUUGGCUGUGAUUUAUUACUUUGGCUGGGGACGAAAACAUUAUAUGGGGCCAGUUAUGGAAAUUCAAGCUCCUGCUCAAGUUUUGGAACCUAGAUCGAAUGCACCUGAUAUCUAUAGAGACUGA
Messenger RNA from Penicillium angulare, 1494 nucleotides. Its product is annotated as amino acid transporter. Gene Ontology annotation, biological process: transmembrane transport. The transcript is spliced from 6 exons. Gene Ontology annotation, molecular function: transmembrane transporter activity. The record is from RefSeq and is a predicted model, not a curated record. Lineage: Eukaryota; Fungi; Ascomycota; Eurotiomycetes; Eurotiales; Aspergillaceae. Bases 1 to 1494 code for a protein of 497 amino acids. Gene Ontology annotation, cellular component: membrane.